GUAAUAAUGACAAUUGCAACAAUACUGAAUGAACAAUGAACACUUUUAUUGUAAGUUAAUAUAAUACAUAAAUAAAAUCAAUUUAGUCCCAAAUAACAUGAGAACAUAUGUUAAAACGAACCACCAGCUUUCAUGGUUCUUCAAUAUUCCCAGUUAACAAGUGUUAGGUUGUAGUGCAGAAAGCAGAGCUUGUCUGCAUGGUCCCCUGUCAGUCUGCUCCUCUGCGAAACACAGACCUUAUUUGAAGUAGAUCAAGACAUUCUUUAUGGAAGACAUGAACGGUAAAAUAACGAAGGAACCCCUUUCAAGUUCAGCCGCAAGUUAUUACAGGAAUUAUAACGUGUCGACUAUUUCUCUCUAAACCAUAUACCUUUGACUAAUCCGGAAACUAUCAUCUCGAAAACAAAACGUUUAUUCUGUUCCGUAUUUUAUCUAACGGGUGGCAUCCAUGUGUCUAGAUAUUCCUGUUACAUUGCACAACCUUCAAUGUUAUGUCAUAAUUACGUAAAAUUCUGGCAAAUUAGUUCGCAAAGAGCCAGGCGGCCCAAACUGUUGCAUAUACCCUGACUCUGCGUGCGAUGAACGCAAGAGAAAUGACACAAUUUCACCUGGUUAAUAUUGCCUGCUAACCUGGAUUUCUUUUAACUAAAUAUGCAGGUUUAAAAAUAUAUACUUGUGUAUUGAUUUUAAGAAAGGCAUUGAAGUUUAUGGUUAAGUACACAUUGGAGCAAUGACAAUCAUUGAUUGAUUGUUUUUUAUGAAAUAAGUUUAAUGCUAGCUAGCAACUUACCUCAGCUUACUGCAUUCGCGUAACAGGCAGGCUCCUCGUGGAGUGCAAUGUAAUCAGGUGUUAGAGUAUUGGACUAGUUAACUGUAAGGUUGCAAGAUUGGAUCCCCCGAGCUGACAAGGUUAAAAAUCUGUCAGAACGUUCCUAGGCCGUCAUUGAAAAUAUGAAUGUGUUCUUAACUGACUUGCCUAGUUAAAUAAAGAUUAAAUAAAGGUGUAAAAAUAAAAAUACAUUCGGCAAAUCGGCGCCCAAAAAUACCGAUUUCCGAAUGUUAUGAAAACUUGAAAUCGGCCCUAAUUAAUCGGCCAUUCCGAUUAAUUGGUCGACCUCUAGUUGGUACCAUUGUUUAUUCAUGGCUGUGUUCUUAGGCAAAAUUGUGAGUGAGCCCACUCCUUGGCUGAGGAGCAACCCCACACAUGAAUGGUCUCAUGAUGCUUUACUGUUGGCAUGACAUAGGACUGAUGGUAGCGCUCACCUUGUCUUCUCCGGACAAGCUUUAUUCCGGAUGCCCCAAACAAUCGGAAAGGGGAUUCAUCAGAGAAAAUGACUCUACCCCAGUCCUCAGCAGUCCAAUCCCUGUACAUUUUGCAGAAUUACAGUCUGUCCCUGACGUUUUUCCUGGAGAGAAGUGGCUUCUUUGCUGCCCUUCUUGACACCAGGUCAUCCUCCAAAAGUCUUUGCCGCACUGUGCGUGCAGAUGCACUCACACCUGCCUGCUGCCAUUCCUGAGCAAGCUCUGUACUGGUGGUGCCCCGAUCCCGCAGCUGAAUCAACUUUAGGAGACGGUCCUGGCGCUUGCUGGACUUUCUUGGGUGCCCUGAAGCCUUCUUCACAUCAAUUGAACCGUUUUCCUUGAAGUUCUUGAUGAUCCGAUAAAUGGUUUAUUUAGGUGCAAUGUUACUGGCAGCAAUAUCCUUGCCUGUGAAGCCCUUUUUGUGCAAAGCAAUGAUGACGGCACGUGUUUUCUUGCAGGUAACCAUGGUUGACAGAGGAAAAACAAUGAUUCCAAGCACCACCCUCCUUUUGAAGCUUCCAGUCUGUUAUUCAAACUCAAUCAGCAUGACAGAGUGAUCUCCAGCCUUGUCCUCGUCAAUACUCACACCUGUGUUAACGAGAGAAUCACUGACAUGAUGUCAGCUGGUCCUUUUGUGGCAGGGCUGAAAUGCAGUGGAAAUGUUUUUUUCGAAUUCAAUUAAUUUGCAUGGCAAAGAGGGACUUUGCUAUUAAUCUGAUCACUCUUCAUAACAUUCUGGAGUAUAUGCAAAAAAAAAUGUUGCUUAUAACUUGGAGGUUGAAAUAAAAUCACCUGCUGGCCAAAAAGUCAAUUAUAGACUUAUUGACAUUUUGUACACUUUCACAUUUUCAGACACACUUUUCCCAUUCAUUCAUAUGUUUCAUGCAUGUUUAUACCACACAGAUCCACACAUUCACGUUGUAUACCGUUUUCUUUAAUAAAAGCAGAUAUUUUAUUCAACUCAGUAUGUGAAUGUUAAGGAGUUUAGUUUUUUUGCGCAGUACACUACGUAGUACACUACAUAGGCCCACUGAUUUUCCAUUUAAAUAUUAAUUGUGUCUCAUCACUAAAGCCUUUAUGACGGGUCGCUCAACGUUUACAUUGUGGUUUUUGGACCGGGUUUUUGCCAUUUUUAUUGAUUAUAAUAGUGGUUACUGAUUGACUGGGCCAGUUUGCUCCCUGUGUGUUUGUAAAUUGGUGGCUGUAAAUGAGUUGUGUCGCAAUAAAGCCUGCAGACAUUAGUCCCAGCUGACUUUGACUCAAGAAUGGUCUGUACAGUUAUGGGGCAUUAGAGUUGAGGAGCAAGUACUCAGUUCACUAUGGGAGAAGUGAGCUGAAAUACAAUCUUGCUGCUUCUCAAUGCAGCCUAAAAUCUCAGCAUUUCUGGUGCUACUUGCCAGGAGUCUUAGCUUUUUUACGUUGGGUUUUAAGACCCCUUACACAGGUGUGGAUCAUGGCAAUGGACUGUAUAGGAUCCAGUGAUGCCUUCAAACUGGGGAUUUUAGGAAGCAUCGUUAGGAGGUAAGCAUUUAUUUGGUUUAUUUCAGCCACACUCUUCUUCAGAGCAGCAUAUCUACAGUACACACAGGCUACUAUGUAAAAAGAGGUUCAUGGUUUUGGGAGGCAUUUUUGUCCCUGAUGUUUUUGCACAAGUGCUUUUGGAACAUAAUGACAUGCUCUGUUUUGUCAGAAGCUGUAUUGUUUUCUGUAUGAGUGGUUAAGCAGGUAGGCCUACUGAAGGUAAACUGCUGCCCCCUCCCUGAGCUGGGCUACUGGAAUCCAUAGUGGCACAUGUCUCAAGACUUGGCAUCAUAAAGUCUCUGUGGUAUUGCUGGCUGGGUCCAGUCGUUUUUUUUGUCUUAAAAUGCUUCAUAGUGAGUCAGUGCAUACAUCAGACUAUCAUGUGCAGACUGACUUGACUGCCUGCCUGAUGUGUGUACAGAGUGUUACCUGUUAAGUCUGCCUCACCCGUGUAGCUGCAGGAUGGAGAGACUAGGGGAAAAGAGGUAGAGAGGGUGGGGGCGUAGACCUGUGAGCGUUGUCGUGGCGUUUCCUAUCCCGGAUUAACUCACUGACGGAGAUGUUGUUGAGCACCUGCCAACUCAGGCCUCGCUUUCCUGCACCACAACACCAGGGAAGGACUGAGGAGAUGGACGCACAGGGCAUAAUGGGGACCUACAGGCUAGAUAUCAGGUCAAUAUGUAGAACAAAGUAAAAAUGGGGUGAGUCAAGGCACUCUAGGUCUCUUUGAUUAAAUUGAACCCUCGGUUUGCACUCUACCCAUUGUGUUGGUAUGUGUGUUGUGCUGCCUGCUGUGUUUACUGUAUAUAGAGUAUAGUGGAAGAUCAAGCCGCUCCAGAGGUAGGCUAAUUUCCCCGGAGGAAUGUUUCCAGAGUUCUCAGGGAGUAGAGCUGAGCCAGUCAGUCACACUUUGGCUGUGGUGCCUGAAAUAGGGCUCUGUUGUUUUAAGUCAAGGAUCUCCGUGAAAACUUUUAAAAUCCGGUGCUUUUGGGGGACAAAGGCCAAACAGGCACGAGAGAGCGUGAGAGGCAGCCAAGCUCCCCCCUGAACAGGUACUGGGACAGAAAGCCACUUUUUCUGAUAUCUAUGGUGUUUCUGAUGGGACAGGGAGUUAGAGGGCUUCUCUUUGGUUUCUGCAGUGUGUGGCCAUACAGGGGUUUGAGGUGUUUUGUGUAAUAAAUUGGUAAUAAGGCAGACCCGUCCAAAGCAACAUGAACACAGGCUACGUUCAGCAGCAACUGAUUAUGUGGUCCCUGGAUGCCCCGCGGCGCUCCGUCCUCGCCCACCCGCGCACGGCGCCCCCUGAUGGCCGGCAGCUGACCCCGCCCCACAGGAUGACGGUGAGAGAGCGGCUGCGGGAGAAGAUCUCCGCAGCGUUCUACCGCCACGGGCUGCUGUGUGCCUCCUAUCCGGUGCCCAUCAUCCUCUUCACCUCCGCCAGUAUCCUCGCCUGCUGUUACCCCCUGCUGCAGCUGCCUUUGCCGGGGACCGGGCCGGUGGAGUUCACCACACGGGUCCGAGAUUACACCGUCCCUUCCCAUGAGCCCCAGGGAGACCUCGGCGAGCGGCCUGACUGGUAUCGGGGUCCUCCGGUGGCCUACAUCCAGCCGGUCCUGGUGAAGGCAGCUGUGUCUCCCUGGGACAGUACGCUGGUCCCUGUGGACGUGUUCCGCUCCCCACUGGGCCGCGUGUUCAGCCUGCUGGAGGAGAUCCGCAACCAUGUACACGACGACGGUUCUGGGGUCAGGAGCUUGGAGGCGCUCUGCCUGCAGGUGACGGACCUGUUGCCGGGGUUACGGCGUAUGCAGAGAGUGCUGCCGGAGCACGGUUGUCUGCUGGUCUCCCCUGGCAACUACUGGCAGAACCAGCGGGAGCUGUUUGACUCUGACCCCGACCUGCUGAAGACCGUCCACCAGCACGAACCCAAAGGACUGCACACCUCUGCCACACUGAGAGACCUGCUGUUUGGCGUCCCGGUGAAACACACAGGGGUGAGUCUGUAUAGCAGGAAGAGAGUGGUCACCUACACCAUCACCAUGGUCCUGGGCAGCUACGACGCCAGGUUCCUGUCUAGCCUGCGGGCACGUCUCCGCCAGCUGCACCCCUCGGUGAACUGCAGCCUGCGCGAGGACCACAUGGUGCACGUGCACUUCAAGGAGGAGAUAGGCAUGGCUGAGCUCAUCCCCCUGGUCACCACCUACAUCAUACUGUUCGCCUACAUCUACUUCUCCACACGUAAAAUUGACAUGGUGAAGUCAAAAUGGGGCUUGGCGCUGGCUGCCGUGGUAACAGUGCUCAGCUCUCUGCUUAUGUCUGUGGGGCUCUGCACCCUGUUCGGCCUGACGCCCACACUCAAUGGAGGUGAGAUCUUCCCCUAUCUGGUGGUGGUGAUAGGGCUGGAGAACGUCCUGGUUCUCACCAAGUCUGUGGUGUCCACCCCUGUUGACCUGGAGGUCAAACUACGCAUCGCUCAGGGCCUUAGUAAUGAGAGCUGGUCUAUCAUGAAGAACAUGGCCACAGAGCUGUGCAUCAUCCUCAUAGGAUAUUUCACCCUGGUGCCUGCUAUCCAGGAGUUCUGUCUGUUUGCUGUGGUGGGGCUGGUGUCUGACUUCUUCCUUCAGAUGUUUUUCUUCACCACAGUUCUUUCCAUUGACAUCCGACGCAUGGAGUUGGCCGAUCUGAACCGGCGUCUUCCGGCCGAGGCGGGGAUGCCCCUUCCCAAACCGGGCCCCCUGCGCCCUCGGGAGGCGCCUCCUCCCCCACGGCCCUCGCCCCACACCAUCACCCUGCAGACGCCCGCCUUCAGGAACCUGCGUCUGCCCAAGAGGCUCCGUGUGGUCUACUUCCUGGCCCGCACGCGUCUGGCCCAGCGCUUCAUCAUGGUGGGUACAGUGAUCUGGAUUGGCAUCCUGGCCUACACGGACCCCGCUGGCCUCCGUACCUACCUGGCAGCCCAGGUGUCUGAACAGAGCCCCCUGGGGGAGGGCGGGGCCGGGGGUCUGCCCCCCCACCUGGGAGUAGCCCCGGUCUUCCCUGGACCAGGAGGGGACCCCGCCAGCACCCUCAGUGUCCUCCCUGCCCCCGCUGAACCCACCCCGCUUCCAGAGAACCAGUCCCAGGGCCACCACGGGGCCCCCAGGGAAGGAGUACCCCAGCAGGCCCCACCCCUGGUGCCCCAGAUCAGCUGGGGGGCGGAGGAUGAGGAGGGCUGGAGAAAGCUGUCUUUCAGACACUGGCCCUCGCUCUUCAGCUACUAUAAUAUUACUCUGGCAAAGAGAUAUAUCAGCAUCCUGCCUGUCAUCCCCAUCACGCUUCACCUGAGCCCCCGGGAGGCCAUCGAGACGCGUCACCCCCAGGACACACGCCACCCCCCGCCGCCCAGCCUCAAAACUAACGACCUGCCCGCAGACCUCACGCUCUACAAGGUAGCAGCUCUGGGCCUGGCGGCAGGGGUUCUGCUGGUGCUGCUGCUCUUCUGUCUCUACCGGGUCCUCUGUUCACGCAACUACGGCCAGAACGGCGUGGCCCACGGACGCCGUCGCCACGGUGACCUGCCCUGCGACGACUACGGCUACUCGCCACCCAUCAGCGAGAUCUCCCCCCUGCUGCUGCGUGGACACAGCAUGGAUAUAGAGUGUCUGGCGAGUGAUGGCAUGCUGUUGGCCAGUUGUUGUCUGGCAGGACAGAUCCGUGUGUGGGACACUCAGACUGGAGACUGCCUCACCGUAAUUCCUAAACAUGGGCUGCGGCGGAGUAGCAGCAGUGGCUGCUGGGAGCAGCGGGAUGGUUGGGACGCCGUGGGUGUGGCCGAACCUGAAAAUCUGGGGGGCGAAACAGAACCAGGUGGCAGGGUUUUCGACGAGGACGAGGGCUACCCCCUCAGGUGGCGGGCCACCCCACGUCCUGCCCUCUUUGAGAACCAACCCGACCUCACCCCCCUCAUCGACACCAACUUUGACUCCCAGCCCCCCUCCCACCUCCUCCUCACCCCGCCCAGGGAUGGCUUUGACUUUGGGGGGCUGGUGGAGAAGGCCUACCUGGAGCACGAGCCUCCCUCGCUGGGCCUCACUGCCUCCUACCCCUCCUCCUCACCCCUGUCGGGACCCCCUCCCCAGAGGAGACGCAGCCUGGGGUACAUCCAGCCUCCUGCUCCACAGGGCCAGGGAACCCCGGACUGGGAAAGCGCCGUGUGGGCCAUGGAGCUCCGGGGGAACCUCAUCGCUGCUGGGAGGAGCAACGGCAAAUUGGAGCUGUGGGACGCAGUGGAGGGCUCGUUACGCUGCAGUAAUGAAGACGGCGUCUCGGGGAUCACGGCCCUGGCCUUCCUCAACAACAGGCUUGUGGCGGCCAGACUCGACGGCUCUCUAGACUUCUUCACUGUCGACAUCAACAAGCCUCUGGGCUUACUGCAGUACAGAGGUCCCCCCGGGCGUAGUAACAUACCGCCCUCGCCCUGCUACAGCAGUGAGGAUGUGAUCUCAUGCCAGCUGACGCGUUCGGUGCAGUGUGCCCACCAGAAACCCAUCACGGUGCUGCGAGCCGCUGCCGGCAGAGUGGUCACGGGCAGCCAGGACCACACCGUCAGGGUGUAUCGUCUGGAGGACUCAUGCUGUCUCUUCACGCUCCAGGGCCACUCUGGGGGAAUCACUGCCAUCUACAUAGACCAGACCAUGGUUCUGGCCAGUGGGGGGCAGGACGGAGCAAUCUGUCUGUGGGAUGUGCUGACGGGCAGCCGGGUGAGCCACGUGUACGGUCACCGCGGCGACGUGACCUCGCUGGUGUGCACCACAUCGUGCGUGAUCAGCAGCGGCCUCGACGACCUCAUCUGCAUCUGGGACCGCAGCACGGGCAUCAAGCUCUACUCCAUACAGCAGGAGGUGGGCUGCGGUGCCAGUCUGGGGGUGAUCUCUGAGUCUCUCCUGGUGACAGGGGGCCAGGGCUGUGUGUCCUUCUGGGACCUGAACUUUGGGGACCUUCUCCAGACGGUCUACCUGGGCCAGAGCAGCGACGGCCAGGGGGUCCGCCAGCUCGUGGUGCUGAACAACGCUGCCAUCGUCUGCGACUUUGGCUCCGAGCUCAGCCUGGUCUACGUACCCGCGGUGCUGGAGAAGCUGGACUGAGCAGAAGCAGAACUAGGACAGGCUCCACACAGUGGCCUGGAGGAGUAGAUGAAAUGGUCAGUACUGACAAUGGGGAUAUAUGCAAAUGCAACUCAUUUUGGCCCUACACUACGCUGCAGUUGGACAAUCUUCUUGGAAAGAGUUGACGUGAUUGGCUAAUUUAGAUCGUUAGCACUUCACCCGAUUAGGUGGGAGGGCAUUUCUAUAGCAACACAUAACGUUUUUAUAAAGCUAAUGUCUGGUUGGAGAGACAGAUGUCCACCAGAAAGAUGACCCUUGACCUUGUUACUAGCUCAGGGGGUUUGUAUCCAAGCAUUGGAUAGUUUGGGGUACACACACCCCAAGGGGUUCCCAUCCAACAAUCAGGCUGUCAUUGGCGGAGUGUUUGAUACCACGCCAGCCAAUCAAUGUAGCGCAGCUGUAGCAGGCUCAUGUCAUGAUGUCUGAUGGCCGUUGGGCUAAGCAGUUACUAGCAUGCGUGUGUUUUGUGUCCUGGGAAAGAAACAGCCUUUUUAUGGUGAAAACAUGGCUGACAAAAAUCCUUCAUUAUUGUGUGUGUGCGAGAGAACUGGAUACGAUGACUGUAAUGAAAUGCACCUUCAGAGGGGGUUGUUUUUAUGUUUAAAUCUAUUUAUUAGUGAUACAUUUUUAAGUAACAAUUUGAGAUGUGCAUAAUAUAAUGUGGAGUUGAUGUCAUAAAUGUCGGGUAGGAUUUUUUUUAAACAUUGGUUAUGAUGAGAUUAAUAUUUGUAAUAAUAUUUUGGAACUGAAAACGCUAAAGUGUUUUCUUGGAGUUGGGGAUUGAGGGGGAGAGGUUCCUUGCCUUACCCCAGGCUCUGAUUUUAGUGCUACUGUUGCUGCAAGAGGACCCAUCCCCCCUUAAGCUGUAAGAGGCUCUAUACUUUCUGCUUGAAUUUGAGAUUUGCAUCUGAAGGUGUGGUAGCUCUACAUUGGCACACAUUGUCAGAGUUUACAUUGGCUGCUCUCUUCCCAUGUUGACUGUGCCCAGGAGAAAUGUCAGAUCUUUUGAGAUUGUGACUAUAUUCAAUUGCACGGUUUUACGUUAGUAACAUUGUCAUGCUACAUUGUACGUCUUGUUUUCUGACAAAAGGUUCCAUUGAGGAAAUCACGUUACUUUUUUAAAUACCUAAAAUGGCUUCCUCUUGAAAAACAUCUUACAACUGCGUUUCUCUGUCCGCUCUUUUUCCCAAUUCACUGAAAAUAUAGAUUUUCUUUCCCUUAUCUCUGUAAUUCUCUGCUUGUGAGUUUGAGAACCCUAUCAGGCGUAAAAGGAGAGGAUGGGUAGUGUACCGGUAAUGUGGUUAACUCCACCGUGGCCCAUCUAGUCUUCAUGUGAGCAAAGUAGUCAGCGAGGGCCUCAGACUAGGAAUAUGAUGGUACCCUCUAGGUAGGAGCCUCUGUACUAAUAACUCAACCUUUCUCCCAGCCCGUUACCUCUGAGUGACUGUAGAGCUAGCCUGCAGACACACGCAAUGCAGAGAGAGCGUAGUGGACUUGACGUUAGCCUACUUGGUUACUUACACCCAUAGCUGAAUGUAGAUCCGUGAUGCUUGAUAUUGAAAAGCAAAUCCACUCAACUUCAACCAACAGAAAUAUAACAGUAACUUGUGCACUAACUCUUAACCCUCUCAAAUGCACAUACACACACACACUAGGCACUUUGAAACACAAUGUAUAGAAAGACAUUCAGAAAGACACACAUACUGAAAACAUAAAAACGCACACAUCAGACUUGUGAAUGCACGGGUGGACAGCUUUAGUCCUCAAGUUGCUGUCUGCUGGUUUAUCAAGAAGAUGAAUUGAAAACCCAGAAGGACUGGAGUUGUGCACCCGUGUAAUGGUUCUAAUUUAUUUCCUUUUUUUUAAUGUAAAUAAUAGGUAAACGCUUUAGAGUGUAGAUUCACUUAUAAUUGUAAGGAUAUAAACUGCUGCCUGAGUUAAAUAUGGUUGUGUUCCAAGUCCUUUUAAGCUGCCUUUCCUUAUCUCAUUGCUUGCAAAUAAUGAUACGAUAGUUAUUUGACACCCACACAUUCUGUCACAAUAUGUGGCCUAUGCAGGAAUUAAACCUCACCACUCUGGUGUUGUGAGCACUAUGCUCCAAACAACAUUGCAAUGUUUAUGGAACAGGAGUUCUUACAUUUGUUUUACAGCUUUCUGCCACUGUAGUGAUGAAAGGAGAUGAGAAGGGAAGCAUUUAAGAUAAUUGGAGCACAGCCCAUGUCCCCUUGAUCUGACCCUUUUGGUCCUACAAAAUAGUUGACGGAGGGAGGGGCAGAAAGAAACCGGUGUAAAUAGUUUUUGUGGAAUCAUAGGCCUGCUCUGCCCCCCUCCUGAACCACCUCCCUUUGGUCGACUAGGGUGCACAGACUGUAGUGGCGGUAGCAAAUGUUCUGGGCUAUUUUACUAUUUUUAACACAGGAGCAAAACUUUGUACUAAUUUCCAAAUAAAGAGGCUUUGAUACCUUG
Salvelinus fontinalis (brook trout) is the source of this 10430-nucleotide messenger RNA. Its product is annotated as sterol regulatory element-binding protein cleavage-activating protein-like. Lineage: Eukaryota; Metazoa; Chordata; Actinopteri; Salmoniformes; Salmonidae. The record is from RefSeq and is a predicted model, not a curated record. Gene Ontology annotation, biological process: SREBP signaling pathway. Bases 4035 to 7943 code for a protein of 1302 amino acids. Gene Ontology annotation, cellular component: endoplasmic reticulum membrane; Golgi membrane. The transcript has 21 exons. Gene Ontology annotation, molecular function: protein binding; sterol binding.